Limulus polyphemus (Atlantic horseshoe crab) is the source of this 1137-nucleotide messenger RNA. RefSeq names its product Down syndrome cell adhesion molecule-like. The record is from RefSeq and is a predicted model, not a curated record. NCBI's taxonomy places the organism in Eukaryota, Metazoa, Arthropoda, Merostomata, Xiphosura, Limulidae. The transcript is spliced from 4 exons. The annotation marks the transcript as partial.
UUCAAGGAGCUCUCUCUCCUCACGUCGUCCACACACUGAGUCUAGCCUACGUCACGGAAGGAGAAUCCAUGACGUUACCGUGCGUCGCUAGCGGAAAUCCAGUACCGGAAGUCCACUGGUACAAGAGUGAUCUUGUAAGAACGCAGAUUCAAAAGUCCAGCAAAUACAAUUUACAACCAGAUGGUUCAUUAACCUUAUAUAAUGUGGAGAAAAAGGACAGUGGACUCUACGUGUGUGAGGUGUCGAACACCGCCGGAAUUGAAAAAGCUGAGACAUCUCUGAUCAUUAGAGCCCCUCUAGUGGCAGUGGUACGAAUUACCACUGAUCAUCAAGAAGUAGAGCUGGGGUCCUCAGUCACACUCUCGUGUGAAAUUAGUGGAUACCCAGUGCACCGACUGGAAUGGCGUCACAACAUGCGCCCUCUGUCGAGCAACGGUGGUAUACGCCAUUCGGGAGAACGAGCUAUCCGGCUGCGUUCGCUAACCAAAGAAGAUGAGGGUGUUUAUCAGUGCUUUGUUUCAAACGACGUGGACAGUGGUCAGGGAAGCCAAGUCCUCGUGUUAAAAUCGGUGAAACCCAAAUUUUUGGAAACUUUUCGAGAAGAGAUUGUUUACCCAAGUUCCGAUAUUUCACUAAAAUGCGUGGCCCAGGGACAGCCUCUUCCCAAAAUCACGUGGACACUAAAUAAACAAGUUAUACCGGAGAGCCGGAGAGUUCGACAAGGAGACUUUGUUACAGAAAAAGACACGGUUCACAGUUACGUGAAUAUCACGCAAGCGGAACUAGGCGACGGCGGUGACUUCACGUGCAUCGCGGAAAACGAUGGCGGGAAAGUUGCAAGCGUGGCUCCGGUAAAGAUUUACGGCCCGCCGACCGCACUACCGCCUCGCGACAGAACUAUCAUUGCGGGAGCGACAGAACAUUUUAAAUGUCCAGUGGCUGGAUAUCCUUUGGUCACCUUCUCUUGGAAGAAAGGGAAAGAUGUUCUUCCCUCCAGCAGCCGCCAUACAUUGAAAGACACGGGGGAGUUUGUCCUGCACGCUGCUCACAAGAGUGUAGAUGAGGGAUCCUACAUCUGCACUGCGUGGGGUCCGAACGGCGACUCAGCUGAUGGGGUUGUAAAUCUUCGUGUAGCAG